AGUGUUUCUCAGCUACAUGUCUACCGUAGGAGCUUCCGAAGAACAGGCCGAGCAGAUAAAAAAAUAUCGAAUAUCUCUGUUCAGGUGGUCAGUGUUCCAGGGAAGUUACCAGGGAGGCGACCGCCACGAAGACCUGCUGGCCCAGCUAGGCCCCGCAAGCAAUCAAAGAAGAGAGCUCCCUUUUGGAACAUCCAAAAUAAAAUCAUUCUCUUCACGGUGUUUUUAUGCAUGCUGGCGGUCACAGCCUGGACUCUCCUGUGGCUCUAUAUCAGUAAGACAGAAAGCAAAGACGCCUUUUAUUUCGUCGGAAUGUUUCGCAUCACCAACGCUGAGUUUCUUCCUGAGUACCGGCAUAAGGAGUCCAGGGAGUUUCUUUCCAUAGCAAGGACUGUGGAGCAAGUGGUGAAUCUUGUUUAUACAACAUCAGCCUUCUCCAAAUUUUAUAAGCAGUCUGUCGUUGCAGAUGUCAGCAGCAACAACAAAGGAGGGCUCCUGGUGCACUUUUGGACUGUGUUUGUCAUGCCACACGCCAAGGGCCACAUCUUCUGUGAGGAGUGUGUGGCAGCCGUCUUGAAGGACUCCAUCCAAACCAGCAUCGUGAACCGUACCUCUGUGGGGAGCUUGCAGGGCCUGGCUGUGGACAUGGACUCUGUGGUUCUAAACGUUGGGCUUCGGUCGGAUUACUCAUCAGCCAUAGGCUCUGACAAAGGAUGCUCUCAGUAUUUGUAUGCAGAUCACCUGAGCCUCCGCUACCCUCUGGAAAUCUCUGCAACCUCGGGGACACUCAUGUGUCACUUCAAGCUCGUGGCCAUAGUGGGCUACCUCAUUCGUCUUUCCAUUGAAUCCAUCCAACUUGAAGCUGACAACUGCGUCACUGACUCUCUGACCAUCUACGAUGCCCUCCUGCCAAUCCGGAGCACCAUCUUGUACAGAAUUUGUGAACCCACCAGAACACUAAUGUCCUUUGUUUCUACCAACAACCUCAUGCUCGUGACACUCAAAUCUCCUAAUAUACGGAGGCUGUCAGGGAUCCGAGCAUAUUUUGAGGUCAUUCCAGAACAAAAAUGUGAAAACACAAUAUUUGUCAAAGAACUCACUGCCUUUGAAGGGAAAAUUUCAAGUCCAUAUUACCCAAGCUACUAUCCUCCAAAAUGCAAGUGUACCUGGACAUUUCAGACUCCCCUAUCAACUCUUGGUAUCGCCCUGAAAUUCCACAACUAUUCAAUUACUAAGAAGAGUAUGAAAGGCUGUGAGCACGGAUGGUGGGAAAUUAAUGAGCACAUGUACUGCGGCUCGUACGUGGAUCACCAGACCAUCUUCCGGGUGCCCAGCCCCCUGGCUCACCUUCAGCUCCAGUGUACGGCCCGGCAGUCUGACAAGCCGCUUUUGGUAGAAUAUGGCAGCUACAACAUCAGCCAACCCUGCCCUGUUGGAUCUUUCAGAUGCUCCUCCGGCUUGUGUGUCUCGCAGGCCCAGCGCUGUGAUGGAGUAAAUGACUGUUUUGACGAAAGUGACGAGCUCUUCUGUGUAACCCCCAGGCCUGCCUGCAACACCAGCUCCUUGUGGCAGCCCGGUCCUCUGGAGUGUGACGGCGUCAGGGACUGUCCGGAUGCUCGGGAUGAGCAGAACUGCACUCAGAGCAUUCCAUGUACAAACAGGACUUUCAAAUGUGGCAAUGCUGUUUGCUUUAGGAAACAAAAUGCAAAGUGUGAUGGGAUUGUGGAUUGCCCAGAUGGAAGUGAUGAAGAGGGCUGCAGCUGCAACAGGGGAUCCUCUUCCCUCCACCGCAUCGUGGGGGGCUCUGACUCCCAAGAAGGGGCCUGGCCUUGGCAGGUCAGUCUCCACUUCGUGGGAACAGCCUACUGUGGGGCUUCAGUCAUCUCCAGGGAGUGGCUUCUGUCCGCGGCCCACUGUUUCCAUGGGAACAGGCUGUCAGACCCCACGCCAUGGACCGCUCACCUUGGGAUGCAUAUUCAGGGGAGUGCCAAGUUCAUCUCCCCCGUGAGAAGAAUUGUGGUCCAUGAGUACUACAACAGCCAGACCUUUGACUACGAUAUUGCUCUGCUUCAGCUCAGCACAGCCUGGCCAGAGUCCCUGAGGCAGUCCAUUCAGGCAGUAUGCGUUCCUCCCGCAGGCCAGAAAGUGCGCAGUGGGCAGAAGUGCUGGGUGACUGGCUGGGGACGCAGGCAUGAGGCAGAUAACAAAGGCUCCCCUGUUCUGCAGCAGGCAGAGGUAGAGCUCAUAGAUCAAACCAUCUGCGUUUCCACUUAUGGGAGCAUCACUUCGCGGAUGCUGUGUGCAGGAGUGAUGUCAGGCAAGAGCGACGCCUGUAGAGGAGAUUCUGGUGGACCUUUAUCCUGUCGAAGAAAAAGUGACGGGAAAUGGAUUCUGACUGGCAUCGUGAGCUGGGGACAUGGAUGUGGAAGACCAAACUUUCCUGGAGUUUACACAAGAGUGUCAAACUUUGUUCCUUGGAUUAAUAAAUAUGUUCCUUCUCUUUCAUAA
Messenger RNA from Jaculus jaculus (lesser Egyptian jerboa), 2505 nucleotides. RefSeq names its product transmembrane serine protease 7 (gene Tmprss7). Gene Ontology annotation, molecular function: serine-type endopeptidase activity; protein binding. Lineage: Eukaryota; Metazoa; Chordata; Mammalia; Rodentia; Dipodidae. Gene Ontology annotation, biological process: proteolysis. Gene Ontology annotation, cellular component: plasma membrane. The record is from RefSeq and is a predicted model, not a curated record. Bases 229 to 2505 code for a protein of 758 amino acids. The transcript has 18 exons.